GAGAGAGAUUGAGAUUGAAUUGGAACGGCGAGCGAAGGAGAAAGAAAGGGAGUUAGAUAGGAGAAAGAGAUUUAUUUAAAGAAAAGGAAGGCGAGAAGGUCUUCCGCAACAGAAACACCGAACACAGAUAAAAAUAAGGGGAAAUUCAAGAGGAAUUUAUUUAAAGAAUAAAGAGAGGCUGAUUUUCUUCUUUCUCUCCUUUGUUUUUUUUUUUUUUUUUUUUUUUUUCUCAUCCCGCUUUUCUCCUUUCUAUUCCCUUCUCUUCUCUUCUUCCCUUACCUUUGGGGUGGCAUCCAUGGCUUCGCUUCUAUUUCUCUGCAUCACCUUCGUUUCAGCGCUGCGUUUGGUCUCGUCUUCGUCUAUUUGCCCUCCCCAGUCUCAUCUCUUUUUGAACAGGAUUCAGCAUCAGUGCCCUGUCGAGAUCUCCCCGUCUCCAGCUAUCGAGGUUGAUGGAGAUUCACUUGAAAGAGCUUUAGGCUCCAAUUGGAGGAACACGUACGCUUCUGUACUCUUCUACAGUUACUGGUGUCCAUUUUCACAUGGUGUAAGACCCACAUUUGACACCCUCAGCUCCAUGUUUCCUCAAGUCAGACAUUUGGCAGUUGAACAAUCUUCAGCCAUGCCAAGUGUGUUCUCAAGGUAUGGAAUUCACAGCUUGCCGUCAAUAGUGAUGAUAAAUCAGACAGGAAAAGUACGGUACCAUGGUCCCAAGGAUCUCACGUCCCUCGUACACUUUUAUAAGAGUAUAACAGGACUCGAGCCAGUUGAAUACUUCACUGAGGAUCAAUCAAGCACCCUGGGAAGUGGUGAGAAAUCUCUUCUUCAGUUAUGGAGGGAGUCUUCCACAGAAGUGAUUCUAGCAAGGGAACCAUACCUAAUUUUCUCCAUAUUGUUCCUCUGCUUGAGGGCGGUACUAUACUUGUUCCCUGAGAUGUUAUCUCGUCUGAAGGCUUUCUGGUUCUCAUAUAUCCCCCGCCUGAACCUGGAAAUCUUUGGAGAGACAAGCCAGUUGUUGGAACAUGCGCUUCAUGUGAUAGAUGUCAAGAGGGUUUGGAGCAAGCCGAAAUUGUGUAAAACUAGGAAUUUUCAUCAAGGAGCUAAGAAUGCCCAUGUGUGGGCAUCUUCAUUGGCAUCCGUUUCCUUGGGCGAGUCAUCUUCAGCUAGAGGAUCUCCUGCAGUGGAGUAGUGAGCUUCUACCGGUCACCCUGCAACCCUAUCUCGAACUCAACUACGAUGCAAACUGGGAGAACAGAGAUUCUUGGGCUUAAUCCAAUGGAAGGAGGAAGGACCUUAUUAAAUGCAAUGGAACAGGCUGGUCAUGCUCAAGGGUUGGUAGUAUUUUUUUCCAUAUUCCUUUUCCCCUGUUUUAUACCUUUUCGUAUGCCCUAUGUACUAGUGGUUAUUACUGAAGCUGUUGUCCCUUUUUUCUUCUUUGUCGGAGUUUUGAGGGGGACGCGAGCAAGCGCAACCAUGUAAAUCCAAGCGCAUCUAUAAUUUGUAUAUUAUUUUGCAUUUGGGAAAACCACCUCUUAUUGCACUUCAGCCACACUUAGAAAUAGGGGAAGGAUCUCCAAACACCAAUGAUAUUUCUUUUCUUGUGUUAAGAUCUUUUUAGCAGGUGUAGGAUCGAUUAGUGCUAACCAAAUUGUUCAGGGACACUCGUACUCUUAUAUGUGACGGAUGGCUUAGUUUCAAUAAUCGCCAGGAGAAGAAGAUGCACCAGCCUUCAGCAAAUGGUCGGGCAAACAAUGGCAAGCGAUGAAUAUGUGGAGUCAACCAACAAAGAACAAACUAGUCCUUGAGCAGUUGAGCUAUAUAUAUGAAGUCGGUAGGAAGCGGGAAGCUGUCUUUGCUGUUCUGUUUUAUUAAUUUUUGGUAAAUUUGUUGUUCUGUUUAUAUGCUACAUUUAGAGCGAUUGCAGGCAUUAACUGUUUUGAUGGAUUGCUCCGCAAACAAUCUCACCUUUCAGGAUUUUUUCUCAA
Molecule: messenger RNA, 1982 nt
Organism: Nelumbo nucifera (sacred lotus)
Lineage: Eukaryota; Viridiplantae; Streptophyta; Magnoliopsida; Proteales; Nelumbonaceae
Gene: APRL5
Product: APR-like 5
Source: RefSeq, a predicted model, not a curated record